Messenger RNA from Haemonchus placei, 2559 nucleotides. The record is from the annotation of a GenBank genome assembly. NCBI's taxonomy places the organism in Eukaryota, Metazoa, Nematoda, Chromadorea, Rhabditida, Trichostrongylidae.
AUGGGCGCCGGUCCUUUCGUCCUAGAGUUGGUGGCAGUAUUUAUUCUUACAGCACUACUGCUUAAUAAGUAUGCGGAUUGGCGUCGCCAUCACUUUAUAGUUACCUUGUCAACGUUCAUUGGUUGGUACUUUUCCUUUAUUAUAAUCUUUGUGCUCCCACUUGAUGUCGCUAUUACGUUCUACAAUAGAUGCGAACUUGAACGCGAUCGAGCUUUGAAUGUAUCUGAUGUGGAUUCGGUCUACUGUGAGCGACCUGGAGGUUAUGUUCCCGAUGCCGUUCUUCUAUGCUUGUGGAGGAUCGUGUACUGGACCGCUCAAGUCCUUACUUGGCUCGUACUUCCUUUCAUGCAAAGCUAUGUGAAUGCUGGGGACUUCAAAGCCUCCGGCAAACUUCGUGCUGCGUUGUUCAAUAACGCUGUAUAUUAUGGAUUAUACAUGACUGUGUUUACGGUAAUUUUAGUGUAUGCCAUCAUCAAAGGUGUAGUAAUCAAUAGAGAGCACUUAAAAGUUAUUCUUGUUUCCGCGUCGAACACAUGGGGUCUAUUUCUGUUGGUUAUCUUACUCGGACAUGGCUUUGUCGAGCUUCCGCGUAGCUUGUGGCAUAUGGGCAGUAGAGAGUAUCGGCUCCAUAAAACUUAUUUCAACAUCGAUAAGUUAUCUUCGGACAAAAAUGAGGCUGAAGAAGCCGUAAAGGAGACGUAUCGGGAGACUCGCGCAGUUCUCAAUAUUCUAAAAAAUGAGCAUGGGGCAAGAGAAAAGGCCCAAAUAAUUUUGUCGAAGUUUCCAGAGGAGGUGGUUAGCGAGCUGUUCCCGGCUCGUAAUGUUAUGGACUUCAGUAGCUUGAAUGCUGCUGAUUUGAGUUCCGUUAGCAGCGACAAAUACCUGAUACGACUUCAUAAGAAAGUUAUUUCUGCUGUCCAGUACCAUCAUCGAACCAUCGCCCAGUGGAGGUCGCUGAUUCAGCACGCUUUGUUUUUGGAGGAUUUGGCUCAAGCAGAAGUCACUGGAAAACUCGAGUUGAAUUCGCCCAGCAUCCUUCCAGAAAAAGUGCAGUUCUUUUGGUUGGUAGUUGCACAACGUCCACUCUGCAAGGUGCUCUCCGUUUUGCUGGCUUGCAUGACCAUACUGAUUCUUAUCAGUGAAUGUACAUUUUUCAUUGUAAGUCCGACAUUAACCCCCGCUGGUAUAAUUGUGGAUUAUGCUGCAAAGCGAUUUCAUUACAAAUAUACUCAGCUUGUUGCGAUGGGUAUUAUCUGCUACUUAUGUUCGUGUGCUUAUUUUACUGUAUUCCGGCUAAAGAUUUAUCAGUAUUAUCACUUGGAUCCGAAUCGUCAUACAGAUGGGAACAGUUUACUAUUCAGUGCAAUCCUGCUUUGCCGUUUGACUCCACCUAUAUGCUUGAAUUUUCUUGGAAUGAUCCAUUUGGAUUCUCAUGUUACAAUGGCAAAGGACUUCGGAGUGGAAACCCAAUUCACCAGGUUGAUGGGCCAUCUUGAUGUUCUGCCCAUUCUGGCGAAGGGAAUCAACAUAUAUCUGCCUAUAUGCAUUCUCAUAUUCUGUGCUGUAACUUAUUACAAGCUCGGAACGCGUCUAUUACACAGUCUUGGUUUUGACCAAUUUGUUGCAUCGGACGAGUUCACACAAGAUAUGGUCAUAGCUGGACGGGCUUUAGUACAACUAGAAAGAAGUUCGCGUAAAAGGCAGAAGGAGCGCACAAGACGAGAGGAGCAGUGGACCGGUCGUCUGGGAGCAUUACGCUCAGGUAGACGACAGAUUCCUGAAGAUGAGCAACCUAUCAUGUCUGCUGAAGAAGCCAAUUCGGAAUAUGACUCUUGGGUGCUUCCUCCGCCCGUGAAUCGUGAACACGAUAUUGGCCUUCGGAAGGAACAUCCUUUACCUAAAAACAUAUUCGAUGACAUGAAUCCUGUAGGUAUGUCAGACCAAGACCGCCUUGAGAGACUCUUUGGAAAUCCAUUCCUUCCCCCAAAACCAGAGAGUAAACCGCAAAAGGAGUUUGUAUACACCCCUUCCGCUUACGUGAUGAUGAUUGAUCAGAUGAUCGGUUGCCGGAGUCGGCCUUGGAAUCCAGAACGGACCCCAAUUGUUCCUAGAAUGACCCUUUCGAUACCACCCAUGUCUCGAGAAGAAUUAUUCCUCUCACGAGCAAUGGAGAAUUGUGCUGUGAAAUCGGUAAUUGCUGGUGUACUUGGAUUGGGAGUUGGCGUGGCUUUCGGUUUAUUUACCGCUUCCGUCGAUCCGUCCAUAAGUAUGGUGGGAGGAGAUCCAACAAAACAGCUCACCCUGAAAGAGACUUGGAAAGAAAUGAGCGGCAGAAUGAAGUCGUACGGAAAGAAUUUCGGAUCAAUUGGAUUCAUGUUUUCAGGAACUGAGUGUCUCCUGGAGACAGUGCGAGCAAAAAGCGACUGGAAGAAUGGAACGUAUUCCGGAGCAAUUGUCGGUGGCAUUCUUGGUCUCCGUGCUGGCAUAAAGCCAGCCCUUUGGGGAGCUGCUGGCUUUGCGGCGUUUUCGACGCUCAUCGAUCAUUGGAUGAGAGGCUGA